This is a messenger RNA of Suillus discolor, 606 nucleotides long. RefSeq lists its product as uncharacterized. NCBI's taxonomy places the organism in Eukaryota, Fungi, Basidiomycota, Agaricomycetes, Boletales, Suillaceae. The record is from RefSeq and is a predicted model, not a curated record. Bases 1 to 606 code for a protein of 201 amino acids. The transcript is spliced from 12 exons.
AUGUCCCACCAGUACCUAUACAUGGGAGUUUCUACGUCGGUCGCGCUGGACCAAAUGAACCUCACCCCGACCGAAAACACCAAUAAAUGUAGGAUAUUAAUCAACAUUUACUCAUGUUUCUUUGCGCUCAGAACAUAUGCGCUCUGGGACAACAAUAGAAUCGUACUCUUAGGCCUGCUGUCCACUGCUUUCGUUAUGGUCGUAACAUCCGUUGGCAUUCGUUUUACCAUUAUUGCCACCUCAAAUAUCACGACUAGUACGAUACCAGGCAUCCAAGGCUGCUCCUGGAGCCCGAGCGGUGUCUUAUACUUGAUGUUGUUUAUUUUCUUAUUUGUGUUUCAACUGGGAUUAGUAUCCCUCACACUCAUACGUGUCAUACAGAGCUGGCGGUCGUCAAAGGGCCAUCUGUACGCCGCCCUUGUGAAGCAUAACAUAUUCUACUAUACAUGCGGUCUCCUUUUUUCUGCCAUAAAUGUCAUCAUGCCAGUGCUAUUUCCCAAUUCCGCAUACUACAUCGUCCUGGAAGACCUUCAGCACAUGCGCGACUCUGAUGCCGUCAUAUGCACUUCUAUGUUCGACAUGUCACCUGCAGACCUUAUGGUGUAA